Molecule: messenger RNA, 1173 nt
Organism: Rhagoletis zephyria (snowberry fruit fly)
Lineage: Eukaryota; Metazoa; Arthropoda; Insecta; Diptera; Tephritidae
Source: RefSeq, a predicted model, not a curated record
CGGAAAUUUACUGAUAUGGCAACAUUUGACAUUAAAAAUCCAUUUGCCAACAUGUUGGCAAAUUCGACAAAGAAACAGCUGAUUUUUGAGCGGGAAGUAACAUAAAAGAAAGAAACAAUGGUACGAACUUAAAAAGAUCUUUAUUUAGUUUUUAAAUUGUUAUUUAUAUUUAGAUUAAGAUGGAAAUAGAGACAUUGGAAUUGGAGCCUAUAUUAUCAAGCCCCAGUGAAGUCACAAGUAAAAAAAGAGUGCGGAAGUUGCAGCAUCAGUGGACGAACCAAGAAACCAUGAAGCUUAUUGAGGCAGUCGAGAUCAGGGAAGGCACCUGGAACUAUUUGGUCAAAGAGUACAGGGACCGAAACCUUAGAGAAGCUCUGUGGCAAGAGGUGGCCGACGUAUUGGAGUUACCACGAGCAGAAGUUACAACAAAGUGGAAUAGCCUGCGUUGUGGUUUCCGCGCAUCGUUUAACAGGAUAGGAGCGAGUAAGAGCGGACAGGGUGCUACAAAGACGGUUUCUUCAAACCCGUUUUACAAUGCUUUAAAAUUUCUGGAGCCCACUUUGCGUGUUGAGGCAUCCACAACAUCAAAUUUAAUAGAUAUAAAUGAACCUUCGCAAGAGCAAUCCCUUUAUGACCCUGAAUUUCUCGAAGAAGAAAUCGUGCAACCUAAGUCAGCAAAAGCCUCGACAAAGCGCCAACGACAAGAAGAUUCCGAGUAUGCAAAGGUUGUUGAGAGCGCUUUGCAAACGAUGAAUUCUGCUGCAAAAAGCGAUCCUUGGGAUGAUAUGGGCAAUUUCGUGGCAUCAAAUGGCCGUGAAUUCGCAGCCGAAAACAUUCAGUUGUCAAAACGUUUUAAGAUUGCAAUUAAUGAGGUUGUACUAAACUACCAGAAGGAGUUUGCAAGCCCACAGUAAUGCGCCAAACUCGAAUUACUGGCAAUGAUCUCAAAACAACAAUAAAUAGAUUUAAGACAUUUUAGUGAAUUUUCUUCGUGUGCCAUUUUAAUUUAAUCAAUUUUUUUUAUUUUUUCCCAAGUUUUAACUUUAAGAAAUCUUGAUGAAUUUUCUUCAUGUGCCUUUUGAAUUAAAUCAAUUUCUUAUGUGUAAUUAAAAGUACAAAUUUUUAAUUGAAUUCAUUUUCUUUUUAAACAUAUGAAUGAUAAGGAUAUUUAUG